Podarcis lilfordi (Lilford's wall lizard) is the source of this 13487-nucleotide messenger RNA. The record is from the annotation of a GenBank genome assembly. NCBI's taxonomy places the organism in Eukaryota, Metazoa, Chordata, Lepidosauria, Squamata, Lacertidae.
GAGAGAGAUGCUCAACUUCCUGGUCUGCUUGUCUCUGGAAGCAAAGCCAAACAGCACAUAGUCUGAGCAAGCUUUAAAGAGCCAGGCCUUCCAAAUCAGAUUGCUUCCUCUCAUACCGGAAGGACAAUGGCUUACAGUAACCUGGUCAGGCAUUGGAACAAAGGAGUUUUAGCUCUAGAGAAGGGCAGCUGGGAAUCUGCCUUACACAUCUUCUGCAGCAUUGAAAACCCUCCUUCAAAGAUCAGCUUCAACAUUGGCUGCCUGCAUCUUUCAAGGGGAGACCUGGAGCAAGCUCUGGAGGUAGGUGUUAAGACCAUUUCACACAUGACAGGUUCGAACUCAGGUUUUCCAUGGAGCAUACACACAACUCAGAACUGUCUGCGCUGACUGGAGUUGUAGUCCAAAGCAUCCUGAAGUCACCAAGCUGAAAAAGGCUGGUCUACCUCUGUUUUAAUUUCCCACAACGUCAUGGGGUGGCAGUAGAUUGGGCGCUCCAGAGCAUUGUGGGAAAUGAAGAUGGCAGUCCUUUAGCCACCAAUACUGACACCACCAAGAAAAUCAUCCGUGUAUAGCCCACUAGAGCACACUUUGCUCCUGGGCCUCUCAAACCCAGAGCCAGACCUGCCUGUAUGGCAUAUUCAUAUGUAUUGAUGAUAUAUAUAUAUAUUAUCUGCUUAUUUAUUACAUUCAUAUCCCAACUUUCCUCCAGUGAGUUCAAGGUGGCAGCCCCCCUUGCCAUUUUAUCCUUACAACAACCCUGUGAGGUAGAUUAGGUCUUCACUAUUGUUUUCAACAAUUGUUAAAUACAGUGGUACCUCGGUUUAAGAACAGUCCAGUUAAAGAACGAUUCAGUUUACGAACUCCGCAAAACCGGAAGUAGUGUCCUGGUUUGAGAACUUUACCUCAGUCUAAGAACGGAAUCCGAAUGGUGGAAGGGCACCGGCGGCGGGAGGUCUCAUUAGGGAAAGUGCGCCUCGGUUUAAGAACAGUUUUGGUUUAAUAACGGACUUCCGGAACAGAUUAAGUUUGUAAACCAAGGUACCACUGUACUUUUUUGUUUUGUUUACUUCUGCAAGCCUACGCAGGCAUGUCAUUUUAAUGACCAAUUUUUACGUGUGUUUUUAUUAUGCAUAACGGCUUUACGGCUGCUGAUUUUAUUAUAUUUUUAAAAUGUAUGUUAACUAGUUUUCCAUGCUUCUCUUAACUGGUAUUUUUAAAUGACAGUUUUAGAUUGCCCAUUGUAAAUCGCUUAGAGCAGGGGGUCAGCAAUUUUUUCUAGUAGCGGGCCGGUCCACUGUCUGGAGGUGGCGAGGCGGAAGGAGCCGGAGCCGGUGGUGGGUGCUGCCUUGCCUCCUUGCGAUGGGAAGAAGAGGCUGAGUGGCGGCAGCUCUGCCAAUCAGACACCGUGCCUGAUUUACCUCAGUGCGGCGUGGGGACGUCUCUGCCAAUCAAACACCACUGAGGUAAACUAGGCGCAGCAUUUGAUUGGCAGAGACGUCCCUGCGCCACGCUGAGGUAAACCAGGCACAGCAAUUAAGUGGCAGAGCCACUGCCGCUCGGCCUCUUCUUCCCGUUGCCGUCACCGGGAGUCUCGGCUUCGCGGCAGGUUCUGGCUUUGUGGCAUGGGGCACGGGCCGGAUUUACGACCCAGGUGGAGCUGAUCCAGUCCGCGAACUUUAGUUUACCAACCCCUGGCUUAGAGGCAUGUGAUUUUUUAAAAAAUCAAAUAAGUGGUCUGCUGCAAAUGUUGUUAAAUAAAUAAAUAAGGGUUGCACUAUGACACUAAAAAAAUAUAAAUAAAUAGGUAUACACUUGUGGGAGGAAAGAAGUAUUUAAACUGUGCACAUAAGGAAUGUAACGUGUGAAGUUCGCUCACAUAAAGUAAAUCAAUGCAGGUAUAAAAAGUAUUGUGGGGAGAACAAACGAUAUUCAUAUUCAGCACUUCCUGGAGAACCAGGUUACCACAGCAGGAAGCAACUGUUGAACAAAUUUAGCAAUUCCCAGAACGAAUGAGUCAGCAACAUGCCUCAGAUUCCAGAACUAGCUAGUGCCCAUUAAGACUGGUGAGGCAGAAUACAAGAAGCCCAAAACAGAAAAAGUGUUCUGGUAUGGCUAAGCCUAGGGACGGAAAGAAAUUUGGUUCAGUUUUCAUUUUAAUGCAAAGAUACCUAAUUCACAUGCACAAAUAUUUGCACCAAUUUUUGUGAUGUAGUUCUCCAGCCAUAAGAACACAUAAUGAAAGUAUUAGUGAAAAUAACAUACAAAAAUAUUAGAGGACAUCACUUGCAAAAAAAGAGAGGUGCAUGUUGGCAGAAAUGUGUACAAAGCUGCCCAAUUUUCAUGAGAACAUUUUUUUUAAAAAAUCUGCAAACUGAUCCAGAAAUUUGGCAAACUGAACUAAAGGUUGGAAAGAUUAGAAACUGAAAUUGAUUGAUUUGUCCAACCUUAGUUAAGCCUCAGUGGAGUACCUUUUUACAGAAGAAACAAUGACUUUGCAAGUUCCUUCCUUAAUGCUUUAUCCCUGGAAGAAUUCCUGACCUACUUUGCAAGCAAAAACAGAAUUAGCCUCUCAGUGCAGCAAUAGCUUAAGGUAACAAAUUCCGGAAGAGACAUUGCAUUUCUGUCUCGGAAUUACCAAGCUUGGGAAGGUGGGCUGAGCUAGUUCAUACUUGGUUCCUGCAUAGGAAGCUGUGUUAUGCCAGCAGGUCAGAAUAUCUGUCCAUCUAGACCAGUGUCGCCUACUCUGAUUGGCAGCAGCUUUCUGGGGUCUUGGUCAAAAAUAUGACUUUUCCUUCGCUAUUGCUACUUAGGAUCUCCUCACCGCCCGCUUUUUUCACUGGAGAUGUCAGGUGUCAAUUUUGAACCCCGUCCCAUCCAUGUGCAAAGCAAGUGGGUUCAAAGUCAUUGAGCUGCAGUCCCUUUCUCUGUGGGAAAUAUCUCACCUAAUAUAACCAACAUGCUUAACUAUAAUUAAUGCAUGAUGCAUGAAGGAGUUAAAAACAUAGAGUACUACCUGACUUAACUAGGUCACACCCCUUCAGGCUGGAAGGAAGGGCUACCAAACUCUUUGUUUUCCUACAUUCCACCAUUUCCCCCCACCAUGUUAACUCUUCCAGUAAGGGUGCCUAAGCUGAAUGCUCAAAGCUUCUACAGUAUGGCUUUAACAAGCCAUCUCUGUGUUUCUAUGCAAAUGAUUUAGAAACAUUUACCUUUUUAGAACUAACCUAAGUUUUGCUGCAGGGGUCCCUUUACCUUUACCUUAAGUUUUGCUGCCUGGCUUUCUUGCUGCUGUAUGGAAAAGCACAUGAAUCUGAUCUUUGAAUAGUUCUGUAAGUAAAUCAUAUUUAUCUUACCAAACAUCGCAUAUGCUAAGGAAUGUGGGGAGCUUUUGUAGCAACUUAAGGUAAAAGGUAAAGGGGCCCCUGACCAUUAGGUCCAGUCAUGGCCAACUCUGGGGUUGCGGCACUCAUCUCGCUUUACUGGCUGAGGGAGCCGGCGUACAGCUUCUGGGUCAUGUGGCCAGCAUGACUAAGCCGCUUCUGGCGAACCAGAGCAGCGAACGGAAACGCCGUUUACCUUCCCGCCAGACCUAUUUAUCUACUUGCACUUUGACAUGCUUUCGAAUUGCUAGGUUGGCAGGAGCAGGGACCGAGCAACGGGAGCUCACCCGUCGCGGGGAUUUGGACCCCUGACCUUCUGAUCGGCAAGUCCUAGGCUCUGUAGUUUAACCCACAGCGCCACCCGCGUCCCUAUUGUAGCAACUUAGAAGGGGAUAUUUUAAACGUCUAACAUCCUGCAUUUCCACGCUUUACUUUGCUGCAUGUUUUGAGAUUUUAAAUCACUGCAUGUGCUCUCUCACCAGAGAGUACUUGCCCCAAAUCUGGAUCUAGACAUCCAGGGAAUUCUCCUUAUAUCAAACCAAAUCAAACAACAUGCUCAAAAUGCAUUUUGCCCUGCUGAGAAAAAGCUGUCAACUUUUUAUGGCUGGCUCUAUUUCUCUGCCUGUAAACAGCCUGACACCCAGUAUAAGCAAACAAGUGAUGCCUUUUCUCAUUGUUUCAUCUCUGUGCCAGGAAAAAAGCAUUUCUUGCUGAAUUUCUCCUGCUGUUAAAAAGCACAGGAGUAAAAAAAGAAAUCUGGCAACCUUAACGUUAUUUUUCUGCCUCCAGGCAUUUGACCAAUCCAUUUCCAAAGACAAUUGCUUAGCUGUGGGUUUCUUCCAGAGAGGAUAUUCUUACCUGUUGCUGGAGAGGUGAGUGUCUGCUGUUUCACUGUCAAAGGGUACAAUAAUUGAGCUCACACAAAUAUUAUAGGAGCCAGAAUGAAUCCAGCGCACAAGCAGGGGAAAGGAAGGCAAACAACCAGCCAAGCUAUGCAGCAUUUGUGGGGCAGAAACUGAUGCCAAGUUGCCACCUUUUUCUUAAGUGGAGCCCCUCCACCUUUUAACAGCAGUGGAAUGGUGGAGAGAACUCAGCUACCUCCAGCUUCACUCCAUGCCAGAAAAAUGUUCAUCUGUUGAAUUUCUGAUAAAUAGGGGGUUUGUUAAAUGUAGAGAGGAGAAACAGAGAUCCUGUGGAUUCUGUAAACUGGAAAGUGGAGUUCAAUCCCAUGCCCUCCAGCAUUUCUCCAAUGAAAAUAGGGAUGUCCGAUUCCAUACUACUACUACUACUACUACUACUACUACUAACUUUAUGAUUUAUGCUCCACCCAUUGGACUGGGUUGCUCCAUCCAGCCACUCUAGGCGGCUUACAACAUAUAUAAAAAUCACAAUAAAACAUUAAAAUAACUUCCCUGUACAGAGCUGCCUUCAGAUGUCUUCUAAAGGAUGUAUAGUUCCUUAUCUCCUUGGCUUGAGGCUUGCACACCAUAUGCUCCAACAUUUCUCUGAUGAAAUGUUGGGACGUCCUAAGGAAAAGUGGGACAUUCCAGAAUCAAAUCAGAAACCUGGACGGCUUCUGUAAAUCCGGCUCUGUCUCUGCAAUCCUGUUUUGUGCACAUAUGUCAUCAGGGGUGGGGUAGGUGGGCAUGGUUAAGGGGAUGUUGGCCAAACGGGGAGGUCUGGAGGGUCCUCAGACCCCACGGGGGCUCCUCACACCUAGGCUAUAUCUAACAGCAAUAACAGUGCAAUUCUUUUCCUGAUCUCAGUAUUUUUACUUUCCUAAACACAGACAUUGUUGUUUUCUUCCCCUGCCAGAUAUGAAGAAGCCCUGAAUGAUUUCAGGCUUGCCCUGCUGCACCUCAGGAAGAACCCCUGCAUUGAUUAUAAGCAGCUGGGUCUGAAGUUUGUGUUGUGUGCCUGGGAGGUAAGGUGAUGUUAAGAGCAUCAUACGAUGAUGACUCAGCAAAACAAUCCAUAAUAGACGUAACUAGGGACUGCUGCCCCUGCUUGCUCUGCUCACCAACCCCUUUGCCAACCCCCCUUCCUCUACACCUGGCCAAUCCCCCCCUCCUUUUACACUUCCUUCACCUCAGACCUCCCCUUUCAUAACCUAUCCUCUCAUACUUCCUCUACCCCUCCCUUCACAGCUUGCCCAAACAGUCUGUGUACCUGUGUAUACAGAAGCUGAACGGUACAAAUAAACAUAUGCACAUGUACCCCCAGAAUCCCCUGGGACAUGGACUUACCAUUCUGGAAAGCAGUAGCAUACCACUUUGAACUGUCAGGGAUUAGCCAAAAGGAUCCUGGGAAGUGUAGUUUGUUCAGGAUGCCGAGACUUCUAACAACCCCCCCCCCCCCAUACACAUUCGCCACACAGAGCUACAAUUCUCAGAGAUCCCCAUGAAGAGCGAUUGAUUGUUAAACCAUUCUGGAAAUUGUAACUCUGUGAGGGGGAACUCCCACAGGAAGUAGUGAUGGUGGCCAGCUUGGAUGGCUUUAAAAGAGGAUUAGACAAAUUCAAAGAAGAGGAUAAGGCUACCAGUGGCUACUAGCCACAAAUGGCUAUGUUCCACUUCCACUGUCAGAGACAGGGUGCCACGGAACUCCUGUAUCGGGAUCAUGUAUAGGGAAAGUGUGGUUGCAACUAGAUCUUUCUUGUGAUCUUCCAACAAGUGGUAUCUGACUGGUCUGCUCUGAGUAAGAUUAGCACUGGAUGCAACCCUACGAUUCUAUGCCAUGAAACCUGUGUAAUGAUAGAGUUUACUAUUUAGAGGUCUUACAAAGUUGGUAAUUGAGGACUUUCCUUCCUGCUGAAGAAUCCAGUGUAAUGUCUGAGGCUUGCAUCCAGCAGAAAUGUUAUUUCUUGUGUGGUCUGCAGGUGGCGUACAACACUGCUGCGGCUCACUGCCGUCUUGGACAGUGGCAGGAUGCUCAGCAAACACUGAAGGAGGCUGCUGGAGAGACCCCAAAGGGUCAAAUCCACCACCUUGAUAGUGCUCUGAAGCAAGUGCAGGUAUGAUUUGCUGCAUUAACCUGAGGAAGUCGGUUUUUCCUGGUAGUGUAGAUCCACCUUCCAAGGAAGAGGUUGCUUAGCAGAGGCCGACACACACACAGGGCGUCUCCAGAUGCCCUUUUUAUUGCCCACUCACAUCUCUCCAUCCAGACAAGCAAGAGGCUCUGCUGGAGUUCAAGGACACAUUCCAGCCAAAGAAAAACACUCAAGGGAGGUGCAAAGAGAGGCCAGCGAGGGGUGUGGCAUUUGGGGAGUUUCAAGGGCCAGGUGGAGAUGCUUGGAGGGCCACAUAUGGCCCCUGGGCCUUAGGUUCCCCACCCAUGAAAGAGAAAACUGCCCUCUGGCAACUCUUUACACAGAGGAGUUUCCUCUGCAAGGCAGGAGCCUAGACAAGAUGAACUUCCUUUCUGCAUCUUCAGGUAAAUGUGUAUAUCCAAGAAAAGAUAACCCUGUUGUGAAUAGUCUACCCUAAACCUGCCCUGUCCUAGGAACAUCUCUUCUUGGAACCCCGGAGUGUCCCUCAGGGGGAGAUCUUCAAGCCCCCAAAGAAGGACGUGGAAGAGCUAGAAGAAAAAGACUUUCUGGGCCAAGCCAAGGUAGAACUUUCUGACUCCGCAGAUAAAAGGGGUGAUGUUCUUCUGCUGUGAUGGGGCUAGUUUUCCCCAAAGGGAGUCAGCAUGCUUCUGGGCUGAACUACUUUGGUAAAGGAGAGGGGUGGGGCUCACAUGCUGGAAUGUUCUCCUGUACAACUCCCCUCCCCCAACAACCUUGCAUGUAGAAAUAAAGCUUGUCGGGGAGGUUCUCUGUUUACAAAAUUGUCCCAUCUGGCACCAAUUUUGUCAUUGUUUUGCAACAGACAAAAGCACCCUUUCUUUUUUUUGGACUUUUGGCCAUCAUCAAUUAUUGGAUGUUUGCAUUUUGAGUAUUUUUUAAAACAUGCUUGUAUAUGUUUUUGAUUGCAUUUUCACUCUGGCUGUAAAUCGUUUUGGCACUUUCUGUAGAGGGAUUUGCUAGGGGCUCCCAUCCUUGCUCAUCCUCCUUGUCCGAAGCCCCUCCUCUCUUGCUCUAUGCCUUUUUAAAGAAGGGAGGGGGUAGUCACUUCGUCCAGUGGCUUGCUCUCCCCUCUGUUAAGUAGCUUGCCUGUGCCUGCCUGCCAUUCCUCAUGCUAGAAUUGGCAUAGCCACCUAUGGCUGCACAAACUGCAGAGUAUUUGUUUAUUUAUUUUUAUUUUUAAAUUUCUAUACCGCUUUAUAUUUUUAAUAAAAAAUCUCAAAGCAGUUUACAGCAUAUUAAAUCAAUAAAACAAUAGCUGGGUGAUGUUCCUCCAGCCUCAUGAGGAGCCUCUUCAGUAGGGCUAGUGAGUGUGGGCCCCGCCCCCUAGGCCAGGUGGAAAGGGCCUUGCAGGGAGCGGCCUUCAUGACCCACAGCCAGGUCUGCCUUACUCCAAACCAUUCUUGCAUUCAGCUGGUGCCCCUUAUGCUGAUGAUAGAUAGAUAGAUAGAUAGAUAGAUAGAUAGAUAGACAGGCAGAGAUAGAGAGAUAGAUGGAUGAGCAAAGCCAGAAGAGAGAAAAUUGUUGUUGUUGUUGUUGUUGUUGUUAAGGUUUGUUAAAUGAAUACUUUGCUUUACAACCAAUAACAUACAAUAAAGUCACGUAAGCGUUGAAAAACACAAAUUGAACAGUACAAUAGCAAAUAAUAGGCAUUGCCCCAAAGCCUGGGAAAUCAAAAAUAGUGCCAAAUCAAUGACAAGGUUGGAGCCAGGAACUCCUCCCUCAGCAAGAGUAUUCCAUAAAUGAGAGGCUUCCAAGAGAGGGCCCAUUAACAUGUAUUUGUUCUCAGGAUCCCAAAUAACAGUCGGUAGUUGACACUGCACUCCUCUGGCUUGUAAUGCUCAUUUUAGGGUCAGAACUAGCCAAGCUGUAUGGAAAUUUAUUCACGCAGGCAACUACAGCGGCAAGAAUGUUACUUGACCCAAAAUGGAAAGAAGAAGAAGACCCAGCAAAAGAAGAAUGAAUACAAAAACUCAUGGAAUAUGCAGAAAUGGCAAAACUUACUGGAAAAAUAAGAAAUCAAGAUAACAAACUUUUUAUAAAAGAAUAGUAAUGGUUUAUUGGAUAUUUACAGAUAAAUUGUAAACAGAUAAGAACAUUGGCAGGAUUAUUGUAAUAACCUGCAGUUUUAUAACAGUCUAUAUUUAAAAUAGAUGAAUAAAUGAGCAAAUUAAAUUAAUUUGGAUAUGCAGAAAAUAUUAAAAAUAAAUUUAAGGAACAGCAGAAAGAGGGGGAAGGAAGUCAUGUUUUGAAAUGUCAAAAUGAUAGUGAAAUCAGUGAAAUGUAUAAAAUUGAAAAUCAUAAAGAAAUGCUCAUUUUAUACUACCCUCCCUUCACAGGUCAUCUCUUCUGCUUAUGAGGAAGAUUGUGGCAUCGGCUUUCAUGAUCCCCAGCCCCAGGUGAAGGGGGGAAAGCAAGGGAAGUAUGUGGGAUGCUCACGGGCUCCUGGCGCAGAGACAGCAGCUGCCAAUUUCUUUCCCCUGGCUUCUCUCUAGAAGCACUGCCUGCCCUAAACCACCUAUACUUCUCUGAUUGCCACAUCAGCCUGCCUCUCUCUCACAGCCAUAAAGGUGGCCAGCUGACCUGAAAGUGGCCAGUGCCUGCGCUGUUGAAUACAAUAUUUGCUGAUGUGCAGAAAUCAGCCACUGAAACUUAUUGCAGUGCGUAGAUCAACAUAUUAACCACCUCAGAGAUGCAAAGGAAGCUGCUCUUAAAUGGCACAGCUACAGAGGCUGGCUGGAAAAGUUGGCAACCCUGUAUUAGGUAUUCCUGAACGUUAGCACCCCUUGCUUUGCUCCUCUUGUUAUCAUCUACUUUUGUUCCCACCCCAAGCUAAAGAGAGUAGCAACCUUUUGUUUGUGUGCAGAUAAGGGAUUUGGCAUAUCUCGAAGCUUCUCACUUCUUGCAGAAAGGCAGCAGUGGGAUUCCCCCACCACCUGGAAAAGAACCCCCCACCCUGCCCUGCGAGAGGCAAAAUAUUCAGAAAUCAGGUCAGCCACAAGAAGGGGAUUUGUCACAUAUCUGGAGGGACCCUUUAUAUCCUCCCGUUUCUCCCAGUGGGUGCGCAGAGCUACAGAGCCUACAGCAAAGGAGAUAGAGGGAGAAGGAACCAGUUUGCUUUCUUUCUCCAUUGUUGCAUAUUGGUUAGAGUGUCUGACUAGGACUUGGGAGCUCAGGGUUCAAAUCCCCACUCAGCCACAAAGUUCAUCGGGUGACCUUGGGCCAGUAACUCCUCUCCCCGUCUCUCAGCCCAAUCUAUCCAGCAGGGUUGUGAAGGUAAAAUGGGGAGGGGGAAGAACCAUGGCGUGGGGUAUAAAAGUAAUAUGAUAAAGGCAGGGUUUAACUAAUAGAAUUAGGCUGCGUACACACCCGGAAUUUGAAACACAUCUCCUCCUCAAAGAUUCCUGGGAACUAUAGUUUACACCUCCCAGAGCUAGAGCUCCCAGACCCGUAAUAAACUACAGUUCCUAAUUUUUUUUUCUUGAGGGGAGAUUCUUUAAAUUGCAUAUUGUGCAUUUUGUUAUUGUAAGCUACUUUAUGAGAACCAUAUGGUGAAGAGCGGGGUAUAAAUUUUAAAAUCUAAACAUUAAAUAAACAUUAACUAAAAUAAAAAUAAAAUAUAAAAGCAUAUGCAGCUUUAUUAAUAAGUGGGUGAAGCUUGUUUUGCAGCACCAGCCAAGGAAGAUGACGACAGGGCAGACAUGAACAUCGCGGGUCAAAAUACAUCCCUGGAGGUGAGACUCUGUAUUUGCCAUGGCAAUAAUGUGACAUAACGUAAUAUAAUGUAGUUGCAAAAGGGCUUUAGCUAUUGCAUCAUGAACAGCCCUAAAAUCUGCUUCAGAAGAAUUGUAGGUUGUAUGAAUCUAUAAUAUUGGCAUUGUAAAGUUUGCCAGCCAGCUGUCCUGGAAAGAUUGUCUCACAAAAUCCAAGCAAUGAGAAGUCAAAGAAAGGCGGACAUGUUUUUGGCAGACUGGUGUUUGUUUAUUGGUUUUAUAAAUAGUCAGGAAUCUGGCAGAAUGGUUCCAAUUAACUGAGCUGGCCCAUCCAUGAGGAGGGGUGAAACACCCACCUCAGCGCAAGAGGCGGUCCUCUUCCCACCACUUCCAUCGUCAAGAGGGACGUGUUUGGAUGCACAGUAUUGCUACUCAUCCUCACUGCCCCAAGGCGGAGAAGCUGAAUUGCAAUGCUUUGAGGAGUUUGGCAAAAACUGGGGUGCAGCGGCGGUGGAAGUGGGGUACGUGGUGGUGGUGGGGCAGCAAUUCCUAUUUCACUUCAGGUGGCAAAAUGGGAUGGGCCACCCCUGCCAACUACAUUUCAAAUGGUAUUGUCUUUGCAAGGGAAAAUAGGAUUAACUGGAGAAAAGUUAGAUAAAUUAAGAAAAAUGAGAUGUGGAUCUAAAUAACAGAGUCAUUUAUUUUGAUUGUAGGUGAUAAAUAAACAAUGAGCACAGUGAAGGGAAAAACACUGCUACAGGAGACUGAAGUUAAAAUAGAAGCUUCUUAAUCCUAUUUGUAGACUAUAUCGUGCUUCCACGAAAUGCAAUCUGUACCUGAAAAUACUGUUUGGGGUGUCAGGAAGGGGAGUUGUUAUAUUUUUAUUUAUACUACACACACACACACACACACACACACACACACACACACACACUGUUUCAGAUGGUCCCUUUGCUCAGCCAUACCUUUCCAUCUCUUGAGCAGGACUUAUCCUCUUCUGGGGAGGCUAGUGACAUCACCAAUGGGUUCAUCCUGCUGAAGAUUCACACUUCCUACUCUGUCAAGGUGAAAAUGAGUCCUGUCCCAUCCCUGGCUGACUUUAGGAACCUGCUACAGGAAGAAUGCUGCCAGCAGGCUACACGGAUGUCAGUGAGGUAGGUUCUGAGAUACACAUGAACUGGCACCAGGUAGGGAUGAAAGCCGAAUCUAUCUGAUCUGUGGCUUUCCAACACAAUCUUCAAACCUAUACAGUGGUACCUCUGGUUAAGUACUUAAUUCGUUCUGGAGGUCUGUUCUUAACUUGAAACUGUUCUUAACCUGAAGCACCACUUUAGCUAAUGGGGCCUCCUGCUGCUGCCGCACUGCCGGAGCACGAUUUCUGUUCUUAUCCUGAAGCAAAGUUCUUAACCCAAGGUAAUAUUUCUGGGAUAGCGGAGUCUGUAACCUGAAGCAUAUGUAACCUGAAGCGUAUGUAACCCGAGGUACCACUGUACACAGCUAUCCUUUGAAAUUUGCACUUCUCCUAAUUUUGUGGCACAGUUCUCCAACCCAACAAUGUUUACAAAAAUGCAUAUGUAUUAGGGUUCUUUGGGAAAAGCCAUGAGCUUUAAAUGUAUGGUGUGUCCAUGCCACUCUUGCCUUAACAGCUUCCUAUGUACUUGUGCAUGAUUGCAUCACUGACCCUUUUCAGGUACAAGAUUUCAGGUAGUGAUGAGCUGAUCCCUGUUAGCAGUGAUGAAGAACUGAGGAACAUCUGGCAAAGCAUGGAAGGUGGUCAGCUGACCAUCUGGUGCCAGGUACGUGUUGAUUGGUGUUGGGUUAUCUGGCUUAAAGACUGGACAACAACAACAAAUUUCCCUGCAAACAGGAGGCUAGCACACCAGUCCUGCCUUGCUGUUUUCAAUUUUUAGUGAGAUAUUAUUUUUUAUUAAUAAUAUUAAUAUUCAGAAAUGGUAUCCUCCAACCUGAAGCGGUAGAGUUAAUUGUUUUACUCAAGCUCCCUCUAUGACCUUAUUCUGACAGUAAAAGCUGUUGGAUGGUGGAAGCGAAAUUCCUUGGAAGUGGGUAGGCUGUCCUUUGUUAGAAGCUGGCUGGCCACCUAUUACAGGUGCUGCAAUAGUGGAUUGCCUGCAUUGGUAGGGGGUUUGACCAGAUAACCCUUGAGAUUCCUUACCAACCCUCUGAUUCCAGUGCAUGUGUUGAUCCAGUCCAUUUGUGUGUGUUCUGAAGGCCCAAAGGGAUACCACGAGCAGGCCAGCACUCUAUCACAUGAUUGCGUGUCACCCCUACACUGCUCAGGGCCAGGAGGAUUUGUCUUUCAAAGAAGGUGACAAGCUGGAGAUCCUCUCUGAAGGUAGGCAGGGCAGAGAUGGAUGUUUGAUGGUCCCUGAAGGGAAAAAUGUUCCCCCCUCUCAGAUUAAAAGGCACCAGAGGCACCUUCCUCAUCCCCUUCUCUUGAUCUGUGCCUUUGGCCAUAAACCCACCUGCCUUCACCUUGGUUGUGUUUUCACAGUGAACGAGGAGUGGCUGGAAGGACGCUGCAAUGGAACCACUGGCAUUUUCCCAAAAUGCUUUGCUGUGCGAGAGUGCUGUUGACACCUGCUCCUAGAGCAGAAAAAAGGGGGCUUGUCCUCUAGCUCACCCACCCAUUCAAUCACUUAUGCUACAAUCGACCCUUCCCUUGCCAUUAGGUGCUGUGUUGCCCUUCAGACAUGCUGAAAAUGCAUCUAAGUGUUGGUGAAGUGUUGGCUUCUUAGUAAUGGAAACGUUUCAGUGACUCAUAAAGUCACCCUUUUUGCUUUGGUGGCUGAGAAGAUCAGAAAGAAUACCCUGGACAAUAUAGCAGUGAAAUAUAAGGGAAACUCAGAGAUCUAAAUAGAGACUAUUAUUUGUGGUGCAGCAUCCCUUUUGCUUAUAUUUAUUUUUGAUUCACAUUUGUCAUGGCCAAUGGCUAGUACAAUAAAGUUAAUUGGAUUGGAGUGUUGGUGAAAAGCAAAUAUAUUUCCUUCUCUUGAGUUUGUAGUUAAUGCAUGAAUUACUUUAAACCACCAGAGGGCACUGUUGGUCUAGCAAUCUUGCCAGCACUUGCUUAUUGUCUUUGCUUUGUCAUCCUUAAUGCCACCCCUAAAACUGAGCUAUUUUGUUUGUUGCUCUGUCCUAACUUUUUGAGACAAGAUAUAUGCUAUUUCUCUCCUUCUAUCUCCACUCGUUCUGUAAACAGUUUCUGCAUGAAUAAAGCCUUUGAAUUCCAGAAAUUGGAAGUGAUUGUUCCACUCUAAUUCCAAGCUGCAAGGUCUGCUAACAGUAAAAAAAAACAUGAGAAGAGCCCUG